AUGGCAAAAGGUUUUAUACAGAAACCUAGGUUGGACUACCUUCAUGUGUUUGCUCCUGCAGCGAGACAUGAGAUAAUCAAAUUGGUGAUUGCGAUAAUUGGUAACAGGAAUUGGCCUCUAAUGCAUCUGGAUGUGAAAUAUGCAUUUUUGAACGGUCCAUUACAAGAAAAUGUAUAUGUGUCACAACCUCCUGGAUUUGUGAAAAAGAAUCAAGAAGAGAUGGUGUACAGGUUCAAAAGUAAACCAAAGUUGUCUCAUUACCAAGUUGUAGUCAGGAUUCUGAGGUAUAUUAAGGGGACUCAGAAGUAUGAAGUUUUGUUCCCUUCUGGUGAAAAGGCUAAUUCAGAACUGGUGUUUUACUCAGACUCUGAUUGGUGUGGAAACAGAGUUAACAAAAGAAGUACUUCUGGAUAUUUUUUUAAGUAUCUAGGAGGUCUUAUUUAUUGGUGUUCCAAGAAGAAAUCAGUCGUUGCUUUGUCAAUCUAUGAAGCUGAAUAUAUUACAGGUGUUGUGGCUACAUGUCAAGCUGUUUGA
Messenger RNA from Lathyrus oleraceus (garden pea), 534 nucleotides. RefSeq names its product secreted RxLR effector protein 161-like. The transcript has 2 exons. The coding region runs from base 1 to 534 and encodes 177 amino acids. NCBI's taxonomy places the organism in Eukaryota, Viridiplantae, Streptophyta, Magnoliopsida, Fabales, Fabaceae. The record is from RefSeq and is a predicted model, not a curated record.